Molecule: messenger RNA, 1641 nt
Organism: Fusarium fujikuroi IMI 58289
Lineage: Eukaryota; Fungi; Ascomycota; Sordariomycetes; Hypocreales; Nectriaceae
Exons: 2
Coding region: 1-1641 (546 amino acids)
Source: RefSeq, a predicted model, not a curated record
AUGUCUUUCCUCGCUCGCCUCACCCUCGUGGUGCUCUGGGCACUGGCUGUGUAUGCACAGGAGACUGUGACUGUGACAGAGACAUCUACUGUCACUGACACCGUCACCAGCUGUCCCUCCGCUGGCUUGAGAUUCUAUCCUCGUGCUGAGGCUACAGUGGCUGAGUGUGCUCCCUCCUGCUACACUACCGUCUCUCAGUGUACUUCUACCCAGUACCUUGGCACUUCUUCCGGCAUUGAGCUUCCGACUGGUUCUUCGGUUAUCCUGUCUGAGUCCGAGACUCUCACCAACGUCAUCUCCCUUCCUACUGUUUCUAUCCCUUCUACCAGCAUCUUCGCCAACACUUCUGCUUCCUACACCUCUAUCCCUGAGACUUCCAGUGUCGUCUCCCAGCCGGAUGUGUCCAUUGGGUCAAGUGCUCUCGCCGGAGGGACUUCAUCUGAGCUGGAGUCUACCGUGUACGGAUACUCAACCAGCACUGCCACUUUGGAGGCGACUUCCGAGAUCGUCAGCAACCUGGAGACCAUACCUACCUUUGCCCCGAGUGUUGACUCUUCUGCUCUUGCACCUGGCACUACUCAGUUCCCGCAGGGCGAAGAGUCUACAACAAUCUCUGAGGUCACAACUGAACAGGUUUCUGAGUCUGCUCCCUCCGAUACAGUGUCGAUCUCAACUGAGGGCUUGAGCACCGAGACUUACGUCUCUCAGCAAGGCAGCUCUACCCUCUCCGAAGACACUGGCGCUUCUACUAUCCCUGAAGGAGUCUCAACGACUACACUCAAGUCAGUUAUCACCAGUCAGGUCACACUUACGGAGAGCAUCUCGACUGUUUACAAUGCCUCUGCGGGGGUAUCCACAUCUGAGGAGGUCACUGAGGCCAUCGACACAUCCACCUCAGCUGGCGGUGCUAGUACUGAGACAGGACAAAGCCCUGCUUCAACUAAGGAUGUGAGCUCAGGCGUAUCCGUUCCUACUGCUGGGUCCACAGCUGCUGGAGUGUCUACUCUCACAAAUGAAGCUGAGAUUUCCACCACUGCACCAUGCACGUCGACCAAGCACACUCACAUCUACGACAACACCACCAUCAUUCACAGCACCGCCGAUCAAAGCGUUGACUCUUCUGCUUUGGCUGGAUCCUUCACGUCGGCUUCUUCCCUCGCAUCUGAGUAUACCUCUGCCACAUCCGAAGUGAUCGAGCAGACUACAGCUCCUAGUGCCGAGACAUCAGAGGGUCAAGCUGGAGUGUCCACUUCCGAAUAUCUUGCGAGUACUACCAAGACAGCUGUUGGAGCCCAGACUACUCUUCCUACUGAGUUCAUCCCCAUCGAGUCCACCACUGCUCAAACAGACUCUGAGAUCGCCACUCCCUCACAACCCAUCGAAACACCACUGCCUUCUGCAGAGUCAACCGGUCCUCAAGGCUACGACUUCGGACCCAGCUCCAACGACGGGUGGCCCUCCGCUUCUUUUGCCUCGACCGCUGAUGCGGCAACUGGCUUCACCACUCUCCUUACUACAAGCAAGGCCACCGAGGAGUCUUCUACCACUACUGGUGUCAAGGAACCCAAGUAUGAGCCACCUGCUUACGAGCCUCCUUCGUACCGUGAGCCAGGUUAUGUUCGUAAGCGAUGGGGUUUCUAG